Molecule: messenger RNA, 588 nt
Organism: Psilocybe cubensis
Lineage: Eukaryota; Fungi; Basidiomycota; Agaricomycetes; Agaricales; Agrocybaceae
Exons: 3
Coding region: 1-588 (195 amino acids)
Source: RefSeq, a predicted model, not a curated record
AUGGGGACUUCAAAUCUGCAACAUGAUCGAUACGUCAAUAUCGUUCACGGCGGGAUCUGGUUCGCCGACACAGACCCAUCCACACAGGUGGAAAAAACCCUUACGAGGGUAUGUACGGAUUUUCACCCUGGGAGCCAUACGAGCCUCCCAGGAAAUUCUAGCAGCAGUUUCCACUCCUAUAUUGGAGAAGAAGAAACACAUAUUCCGGGAUCCACGCAGUGGACAUUGAACCGCGAAGCGGGCUCCGGGGGCGACCCCGUUGAGCCUUUCGCUGGACCCACACACAGAGAUGGAGGGAUGAUAAACCGUCGCUCUAUGAUGCACAAAGGCGACAGCAGCCAAUCCGCGCCCGCCCCAAAACGUCCCCGAAGAAGGUUGCCACGGGACGACCAAAAGGCUGGUGAAGGCAGGGUCGCGAGGACCCUGACGGCUGCACCAACUCGGAGGCCGCAGCGCAAGCCAGCUACACCACGAUGCAUGGCUGGCGCGGCCUCGGAGGGGCGUGUGGUGAUGCUUGACCGUGAGCGUCACUCAAAGAAGGGGACGCAACUCACCUUCCAGGUGAUGUCGGCCGCACAAAGGCCAUAG